GAGCCGGAACAGUUAUCUUGGCGGGAAUACUUGUUUACUUUAUUCACCAGAGAAAGAAAAAAAUGACUCCUUAGUUUCCUUGAUUAGUAGUAAAAUACUUUCCCCAAAUCGGUUAUAUAUCCUGGCUGUCUCUGGUGGUCCCGAUAUAGUCGCUCACGUCAACUACAAAAAAAGAGAGAACAGCGAUUAUGACGAAAAGUUGGCGAGGAAUUAUUGUCAAAAAUAUUCUCUACCAUAUGAAGUUUACCAAGUUAAAGGUUCGGAAUGCGACUUGAUUAGUAAUUUUCAGGACCGGGCUCGGCAAAUCCGCUAUAACUUUUUCCAAAAAUUAGCUGAUAAGCAUCUCACUAAGUAUAUAGUAGUAGCCCACCAUUUAGACGACCAUUUAGAAACUUAUUUACUCCAAAAGCAACGAAAAUCAUUAGUCGAAUAUUGA
Messenger RNA from Ambispora gerdemannii, 436 nucleotides. The record is from the annotation of a GenBank genome assembly. Lineage: Eukaryota; Fungi; Glomeromycota; Glomeromycetes; Archaeosporales; Ambisporaceae.